AUGUGCCCUUGUACAAAAUGUGUCAAUUGUCACUCUUAUUCUCGCGUAUGUGUUUAUGAACACUUAACAGAUCCACACUGUGGAUUUCUUAGAGGCUAUAGACAAUGGAUAUAUCAUGGUGAAAAACCUAGAACUUCAAGUAGCGCUACUAAACAAAAUGUAGAAAUGGAGCAUGACAUGGAUGGAUUAGUUCAUGAUGUAUUUGGAAUUCAUUCUACAGAAGAGCCAAUUUGUGGUGAAGGUGAAAGAAUUCCCGAAGUUAGAGAAAACUCUAAAUUUUACGAAUUUGUAAAGGAGAAUGAGCAAAUGCUUUACCCCAACUGUAAGAAGUAUAGCAAGCUAUCAUUUAUGGUACAUUUGUAUCAUUUAAAGUGUCUUCAUGGGUGGAGUGACAAGUCAUUCUCCAUGUUGCUUGAUUUACUAAGAGAUGCUUUACCAGAAGAAAAUGUUUUGCCAAAGUCAUAUUAUGAAACUAAAAAGAUUGUUUCAGGAUUAGGUUUGGGGUAUGAGAAGAUCCAUGCUUGUCCCAAUGAUUGCAUAUUAUAUUGGGAUAAAUAUGCCAAAUAUGAAGUAUGUCCAAAGUGUAGUACGUCAAGGUGGAAAACAACAAAUGAAGACGUACAAGGUAAUGGAUUGGAGACUUCUGAGAGGCGAAAGAAGAUACCAGCAAAGAUCCUUCGAUGGUUUCCAUUGAAACCAAGGUUGCAAAGGUUAUACAUGUCCUCCAAAGUUGCAGAAUCAAUGAGAUGGCACCAUGAGAGUAGAUUGAAUGAUGGUUCUCUUAGGCAUCCAGCUGAUUCCCUUGCUUGGAAGAAUUUUGACGCUCGAUAUCCAACAUUUUCGUUAGAUCCUCGUAAUUUUCGAUUAGGAGUGGCUUCAUAUGGUUUCAAUCCUUUCAAGACUAUGAGUAUUACUCAUAGCACUUGGCCUGUCAUUCUAAUUCCUUACAAUCUUCCUCCUUGGAUGUGCAUGAAACAACCAUACUUCAUGUUAUCACUAUUAAUUCCGGGUCCAAAAGGUCCUGGAAAUAACAUUGACAUUUAUCUGCAACCUUUAGUACAAGAGUUGCAAGAGUUAUGGGAUGAUGGAAUUGAAACAUUUGAUGCCUAUAAGAAAGAGACAUUUCAACUUCGUGCAGCUAUGAUGUGGACUAUUAAUGACUUUCCAGCAUAUGCUAACUUGUCUGGAUGGAGUACUAAAGGUCAAUAUGCAUGUCCAUGUUGUGGUAUUGAAACUACCUCGCAGUGGUUACGUCAUGGUAAAAAAUUUUGCUACAUGGGUCAUCGUCGUUGGUUAUCUCCCAAACAUAAGUGGAGAUUGAAUAGUAGGGAUUUUGAUGGAACACGAGAGCUAAGGAUCCCUCCUAAAAGACUUGAUGGGACUGAUAUUUUAAGACAAAUAGAUGAAUGUAGAGAAAAAGGUCUAGCAAAUGGAGCACAACCUUGGAAAAAGAAGAGCAUUUUCUUCACAUUGCCUUAUUGGCAAUAUAAUGUAUUGUGUCAUAAUCUUGAUGUGAUGCACAUUGAAAAGAACGUAUGUGACAACAUUAUUGGUACAUUGUUAAACCAAGAGGGAAAAUUCAAAGAUAAUUAUAAGGCACGAGCUGAUCUUGUAGAUAUGGGUAUAAGAAGUAUGCUCCAUCCUCAACAAAGUCCUAAUAUAACUACAACGUGUUUGCCUAGAGCAUGCUAUCAAAUGACUAACAAAGAAAAGGAAUCUUUCCUAAGCAUUCUCAAGAAUGUAAAAACUUCAGAUGAAUGCUCAUCAAACAUCCCACGUUGUGUGCAUGUCAAGCAACACAAGAUGUUUGGAUUGAAAAGUUACGAUUGUCAUGUUUUGAUGCAAGAGCUUCUUCCAGUAGCAUUACGGGGUUCAUUGCCAGAUAAAGUCACUUCAGUGUUAGUUGAUCUUUGCAAUUUCUUCAAGCAAAUUUGUUCUAAGGUACUUAAUGUGGAAUUUCUAUCACAAUUGGAGUCUCAAAUAGUUAUCACACUUUGUCAGUUGGAAACAAUUUUUCCUCCUUCAUUUUUUACUGUUAUGAUGCAUUUGGUAAUUCAUUUGGCACACGAAGCCCAAGUUGCUGGACCGGUACAAUAUCGAUGGAUGUAUCCGCUUGAGAGGUUUCUUCUUACUCUUAAGUCCUUUGUACGUAAUAGAGCCCAUCCAGAAGGAUCAAUUGCAGAGGGAUUUUUGCCAAUGAAUGUUUGA
Cicer arietinum (chickpea) is the source of this 2208-nucleotide messenger RNA. NCBI's taxonomy places the organism in Eukaryota, Viridiplantae, Streptophyta, Magnoliopsida, Fabales, Fabaceae. The record is from RefSeq and is a predicted model, not a curated record.